Owenia fusiformis is the source of this 2026-nucleotide messenger RNA. The record is from the annotation of a GenBank genome assembly. NCBI's taxonomy places the organism in Eukaryota, Metazoa, Annelida, Polychaeta, Sabellida, Oweniidae.
UGAGUCGUGACGACCUUGCGGUACAAAUCUGGCGAUAACUUUUGUUUUAUCAAUCCUAACUGUGAUCCGAGGGAAGAUGAAACUGAGCCAAAUAGCACGAGUAGGCCUGCGGGCCAUGUCUACCUCUGCAAAGCCAGCACCUUCAGCCGGGGUAGCAUCCACACAGGGCUACAACUUUACCCUUACAGAGGAACAAAAAGAGUUUCAACAAAUGGCAAGAAAAUUUGCAAGGGAAGAGAUAUUACCCAAAGCUGCCUACCAUGACAAAACAGGAGAGUAUCCUGCAGAGAUCUUAGACAAAGCUUGGAACCUUGGUUUGUUAAACACACAUAUACCAGCAGAAUAUGGUGGGUUAGGUCUAGGGACAUUUGAUGGCUGCAUGUUAGCAGAAGAAUUAGCAUAUGCCUGUACUGGAAUAGCAACUGCAAUAGAGGCCAAUACUCUUGGUGAAAUGCCUGUUAUCCUUGCUGGAACUGAUGCUCAAAAGAAGAAAUAUCUCGGGAGAAUGUUAGAAGAGCGUCUUAUGUGUGCAUAUGGUGUAACUGAACCAGGUGCUGGCUCUGACGUAGCAGGAAUCAAAACCAGAGCUGUGAAAAAAGGUGAUGAAUACAUCCUUAAUGGACAGAAAAUGUGGAUAACAAAUGGUGGAGUUGCCAACUGGUAUUUUGUCUUAGCUAGAACAGAUAAUGAUCCCAAAUGCCCAGCUGGUAAGGCGUUCACCGGGUUCAUAGUUGAUGCUGACUCACCAGGGGUCACAAAAGGCCGAAAGGAGAUUAAUAUGGGUCAGAGAGCCUCAGACACAAGGGGUAUCACAUUUGAAGAUGUAGUGGUCCCAGCUGAGAAUGUCCUGGGUCAGGAAGGAAUGGGCUUCAAGAUAGCUAUGGGUGCAUUUGACAAGACACGACCCCCUGUAGCUGCUGGUGCUGUAGGACUUGCGCAAAGGUGUCUAGAUGAAGCUACCAAAUACUCAAUGGAGAGGAAAACCAUGGGCAAAUACAUUUGCGAGCAUCAAGCUGUUGCAUUCAUGCUAGCUGACAUGGCAAUAGGCAUUGAAUCCACAAGGCUUGUGAUGCAGAGAUCCGCCUGGGAAGUGGACCAGGGACGUCGUAAUACAUACUACGCUUCAAUUGGAAAGUGUCUUGGAGGUGAUGUUGCCAAUAAAUGUGCAACUGAUGCAGUGCAGAUAUUUGGAGGCAAUGGGUUCAACACUGAAUACCCAGUUGAGAAACUUAUGAGAGAUGCAAAAAUAUACCAGAUUUAUGAAGGAACUGCCCAGAUUCAGCGAAUGAUCGUAUCAAGAGAAAUCCUAGCCACAGCCAAGCAAAUGGCUGGCUAUUGAUAAAACCAGGAAACAUGGGAACUCAACACCUCCAUUGGUUAUUACAGAAGAAUAAACAACAGACAUUCCACUCAGCCUCAAAAUGGAAAAUUCACUAGAUACACUCAGCCAGUUUUUUUACACCCAGACAGUUGUAAUAAGCACAUAUUCUUUGUGGAACUUCAAUUUCAAGGACAAAGAAGGAUAUCAAAUUAUCAAAACUGAACAGUAAUUUUAUGCUUCACAUUUGCAAUUUUCACCUUACAUCCUCUAUAGCAGAGACUCACUUUUAAGUUCUUGUGUAUUAAUCAAUGUAGUGUGGUGCAAAGUAUUAUACAAGUCUCUCAAUAGGUUUGUAGAAAUGAUAUUAUAAUUAUAUUUGGGGAAAUUCUAUAUUUCUAACUAUACUGUUUAGUAGAUUACAAUUAAAAGCGAUUGUAAAUAUUUAUAAUCUUUUUGUUAAUAGCUGCCUAUAUUUAUUCAUAACAUAUGAUUUUCAUAAUUGUUGUUUAGGUUUACAGCUAUACUAAUUGCAAAGAACAAUGCAACUGUUUUGUUUUGUAAAUGUAUACACUUACCAUAUUACAGUAUUAUGCCUCAGUCACAUUUGAUCUAUUAGGCAACCAUAACAUAGCCAUAGCUUCCGUAGCAUAAAAUAUAUGGAUAAGGGAUAUUAUGUAGAUUUUCUAUAUCAAUUUUGUGAAGCUA